Branchiostoma belcheri (Belcher's lancelet) is the source of this 1218-nucleotide messenger RNA. RefSeq lists its product as uncharacterized. Gene Ontology annotation, biological process: negative regulation of telomere maintenance via telomerase. Gene Ontology annotation, cellular component: CST complex. The transcript is spliced from 2 exons. Gene Ontology annotation, molecular function: telomeric repeat DNA binding; single-stranded DNA binding; telomerase inhibitor activity. The coding region runs from base 174 to 569 and encodes 131 amino acids. NCBI's taxonomy places the organism in Eukaryota, Metazoa, Chordata, Leptocardii, Amphioxiformes, Branchiostomatidae. The record is from RefSeq and is a predicted model, not a curated record.
CAUCCGUUAGUAAACAUGAUUUAAUCUAUUUUGUCAAAAUUUACAGCAAGGUCCUCCAUGUUGUCAACAGGAAAUAUUGAUUUUGUCAUAAUUUUGUAGCAUAUUCAUUCAAGUGCCAGUAACGAUAGGAACUGCUUGAAUGCAAACUGUACAGCCCGAAAGCAGCAUGGAAGAUGGCGCGAAAUUUGCCUGGCAGCGGUGAGAUCGUUCGGAUCUGCGAGAUUUUUCAAAGGGGUGCCGAGGAGUUUGACGGUCGAGCCGUGCGGGUGAUGGGGAAACUGGAGACCCACGACAUUGUUGACUGCACUGCAGAGUUGUCCAAUGUUGAGCGGGCCCAGAAGAGCAGUCCACACCAGGAGCUAGCCGUCAACACAAGACUUAUUGAACCGUUUCAAGCAAGACUUGGUUCCAUCUUCCAGAUGGUUGGAGAGGUGGAGUUUACAGCACAUGGACCUCUUCUGCACGCUCGAGUCGUAAAAUGUGUGGAUGGGAUAGACACUGCAGUGUACUAUAGAGUAUUAGAUAUGCAAAGACAUUAUUUAAAAGGAAGAUUGGCCCUCCAAGUAUGAAUUGACACCAGGUGUGAAAACAGAUCACAUUUUGUACAACUAAGAACUGUGAUUGAAUCAGAGUAUAUAAGAUAGAUGAGAAGAUUAGCAGUUCCACACAUGUUUAUAAGGAACUAACGUUUAUGUUAUAACGUUAUGUGUGCUUUCAAGAAGUCUUGAAGUUGAACAGAUGAACAUUGCAUUUCUCACUUCUCUUCAUCUUUUUUUCAAUCAUUGCUUUUAUCACUUAUAUUACUGCUAGACAGCUUAUGCAUUCAGUCAGGUUGGUUUGUGGGUGGAUGAGUGGGUGGGUGGAUAGCGUAACUCAGAAAAGAGCUGGACUGAUUUUUAUAAUUGGGGUAACUGCAUUGGAUCCGAUGCCUCUGAUAAACGCAUCCAAUGCAAUAACGACAUCCAAUGCAAUAUAUCCCAGUUUCGUGGCAGUAAAACUGGAUUUUUAAAGUCAAUUUCCUGGUCAUUGUAGUAGAUUGAAUCAUGGAGGUAAAAAUCAAUCACCUCCAUGAUUUUUACCUCCAUGACAUGGUUUAAUCAAUCAUAUGAUUCAUAUCCCAUAGCAUACUGAUAUGUGUGAGGUAAAAAUGCGAUGUCACUGAUGGAAAACGGCUGAUUAUUAAAAUUUAUUUUAUAUCGUAGGCUGGUUUUAGCUGUU